Molecule: messenger RNA, 1077 nt
Organism: Lodderomyces jiufengensis
Lineage: Eukaryota; Fungi; Ascomycota; Pichiomycetes; Serinales; Debaryomycetaceae
Exons: 1
Coding region: 1-1077 (358 amino acids)
Source: RefSeq, a predicted model, not a curated record
AUGAAAUAUCCUGGUUCAUCAAAAAAGAGUUAUACAUUGGGUAUAUUUAUUGCAUCUGCAUUUGCUGUCCUUUUUUUAUUUGCUAUAAUUGGAGGUACUAGUUCAUCAAAUACAAAUGUUGUUAAAAAAGAGGUCAUUUCUUCACCUAAAUUUGGAUUAGACACUUAUUCAAGCGGUAUUGCCAAGAGAGGUGCUUUGUUCAAUGCAGUCAUGGUUGCUGGGUCAACUGUAUUUUUAGCUUUAAUUGAUACUGCUAAACAAAUAAGAAAUACAUUUUGUGGUGCUGGUCUUUAUCAAGAAGCAGCUACUGGUAAUCAUCAACCAGCAAGUGUCGUUAGAGUUGAAUGUGUUGUUUUUGCUUUUGUUCAUGCUUUAGGAAAUGGUGCUUAUGAGGCAGUCAGAAGUUAUGGUCAACAAAGUGGUUGGAGGUGGAUGUCUGGAUCAGGAGCUGCUCCAGAUAAAAGAGAUAUCUUAAUAGAAGCUAAUGAAUAUGGUUAUGCUGAUAUUAGUCAUUUAGUUUUACCUAAAUUAGAUUUUGCUUCCGAAUUCAAUUUAACUGAAGCCAUUCAUGGGACUGAUGAAUUUGGGUUGGUCAGUAUUAAUGCUUUAUUACCACCUAAUUCAACACAUACAACAAUUGCUGACAAUACAACUGUUUCAGCAUUUUAUGGUGGUUAUGGUAAUCAAAAGGGACGUGUGUUAUUGACAACUUUUGACUCAAUACAUACUGUUAUGAAUGGAUUUGUUGAUUAUCAUUUAAAUAGUAAAAGGGAAGGGGAAAAUGUUUUUGAAAAAAGAGAUUACGAAGUUGAUUGGGUUUCAUUUAAUUUUGAUGGUUUUAAUGCUGAUUUAUUAAAACAACAUUGGACUGAAAUGGACAAAGGUAGUAUUAUUAAUAGUCAAGAUGCAAUUGAAAACAUGGCUUAUUCUUUGUUAUCAUCGACUGGUUAUUCAGUUCCUGAAAAAAUUUGUGCUGCAUGGGGAGAGCUGAAUCAACCAGGUCAAAAUUCAAUCUUAUUGGGAGAAAACUACCUCAAUUCUUAUGGUGGAGUUGACGGUGAAUGUAACAAUUAUUAG